Schistocerca gregaria is the source of this 16064-nucleotide messenger RNA. RefSeq names its product potassium voltage-gated channel subfamily KQT member 1-like. The transcript has 15 exons. Gene Ontology annotation, cellular component: membrane. The coding region runs from base 312 to 2240 and encodes 642 amino acids. Lineage: Eukaryota; Metazoa; Arthropoda; Insecta; Orthoptera; Acrididae. Gene Ontology annotation, molecular function: voltage-gated potassium channel activity. Gene Ontology annotation, biological process: transmembrane transport; potassium ion transport. The record is from RefSeq and is a predicted model, not a curated record.
ACUCGCGGCUCGGACGCGCCGCUGCACGCACCGCAGCUACUGCCGCCGCAUGCCUCGCGCCACAGCCGCUGCCGACUGCUCAGCCGCCGCAAAGGUUCGCGCUGUUCGUGCGCUGGGGCGGUCGGACUCCGCCAGCGCUCAGUGUUGUGUUGUUGCUGCUGCUACUACUACUACCACCACCGCGCGACUAGUGACAAGCGAGUGCUCGUGACGGCCAACUCUGCGGCGUCGAUGUGUGCUGCUGCUGCCGCCGCCGGCUUCGACACCGGGACAUAAUUCAGUCGGAGCGGCCAGGAUGCCGCGGCGAGGCGAUGCCGGGGGAUGAUGAAGACCAGGGCCUGCUGGGCCCGCCUCUGCCGCUGCCCGCCGUGGGGCUGCGACCCAGCCCUUCGAGCGGAAGCGGGCGCGGCCUGGCGUGCGGGUCGUCGCUGUCGCCGUCGCCGUGCGAGCCGGACAAGCUGUCCUUCCUGUCCGGCCUGCUGGAGCCUCCAGGCGAGCGGCGCGGCAGCAACCACAGCCGCGGGCAGCGCUCCGGCAGCGACGCCGCCGACAACUGCGACUCGUACGGGCCCGCCGGCCUGGACCCCCGCACCCUGCUACAAGAGAGGCCGCAGUGGCAGAGCCGCUACCUGCUGAAGGAACACCGCCGUGCGGGCAAGGCUACCUUCCAGGGGCAGGUCUACAACUUCCUGGAGAGGCCGACCGGCUGGAAGUGCUUCGCCUACCACAUCUCUGUGUUCAUGCUGGUCCUCGUCUGCCUCAUCUUCAGCGUCCUCUCCACCAUAGAAGAGUACGGAACCUUCGCCAACGCCACUCUCUUCUGGAUGGAGAUCUGCCUGGUGGUGUUCUUCGGCGCCGAGUACCUGGUGAGGCUGUGGUCGGCCGGCUGCCGGUCCAAGUACAUGGGCUUCUGCGGCCGCCUGCGCUUCAUCCGGAAGCCCAUCUGCAUCAUCGACCUGAUCGUGGUGGUGGCGUCGAUCGUGGUGCUGUCGGUGGGCUCCAACGGGCAGGUGUUCGCCACGUCGGCGAUCCGCGGCAUACGCUUCCUGCAAAUCCUGCGGAUGCUGCACGUCGACCGCCAGGGAGGCACCUGGCGGCUGCUCGGCUCCGUCGUCUUCAUCCACCGCCAGGAGCUGAUCACGACGCUGUACAUCGGCUUCCUGGGUCUCAUCUUCAGCAGCUAUUUUGUGUAUCUGGCUGAGAAAGACGCCGAAAAUGAAACAGACUUCAGCAGUUACGCAGACGCGCUGUGGUGGGGUGUGAUCACUGUCACGACCAUCGGAUACGGAGACACCGUGCCCAAGACUUGGAUGGGCAAGAUCGUCGCCUCGUGCUUCAGCGUCUUCGCUAUUUCUUUUUUCGCCUUGCCAGCAGGCAUCCUGGGCUCCGGGUUCGCGCUCAAGGUGCAGCAGAAGCAGCGGCAGAAGCACUUCAACCGGCAGAUCCCGGCGGCCGCCAUGCUCAUCCAGUGCCUGUGGCGGUGCUACGCCGCCGACAAGUCGUUCAACAGCCAGGCCACCUGGAAGAUCUACGUCAAGGACAGCGGGCAGCCCAGCCAGAGCUCGUCCGCGCCGCUGGGAAAGUCUCUCAUCCUCCAGGUAGCGAAGAAGGCAAGCGUCCUCAAGCGCAGGAAAUCGAAGAAUCGGAUGGAGGUUCCCAGCAACGCACUCGAAGGGAGCACGAGGCGGGACAGUGAGGGCGACGUUGUUUUCUACAUAGAAGAACCGAAAGCAGGAACACCAAACCGUGUGAGAAGGGAAGGUCGUGGGUCACUUUUCACAAGCCAGACAAGUAGCGUCACCGAGGCAGCAUCAGAUGAAAUAGACAUUGAUAUAGAUGAGCCUCAGAGAGUAACUACGUUAACUGAGGCACACCGUAAUGCAAUAAGAGCAAUACGAAAGAUAAAAUACUUUGUUGCUAGAAGGAAAUUCCAGCAAGCACGGAAACCAUAUGAUGUUCGUGAUGUCAUAGAACAGUACAGCCAAGGGCAUCUCAACAUGAUGGUGCGCAUAAAGGAACUACAGAGGAGAUUAGACCAGACACUUGGAAAACCAGGCAGUUACUUGGCUGGAAUUGAUCGAUGUGGCAAUGUAAAACCCAUGACAAUAGGAGCACGGCUUUACCGUGUUGAACAGCAGUUAUGUGUGAUGGAGAAGAAGCUUGACCAGUUAGUAUACGUCCUCAAUGCUGUUGCACAGAAGCAGCAGAUUCCACUUCGGUCUGUUGAAGAUGAAGUCUAGCAACGGUGAGCCCAGCUGUGGGGCACUACAGCUAUUUUUAUCACCACAGCGAUUAUCUUGUGAGACAUUUUUGUUAUUCAACUACUCUUCUUUCAGGAUUGAAUUUCAGACAGUUUUUGUCCUUUGCCGUGAUGUGUGAUGUGUAAAUAAAAUGAAAUUCCACUGGACAGUGAUUGACAAAAAUGCAGUGUUUUAAGUGACUGGAGUGCUCCAUUAACUUUUACCAUUAUACAGUAUUUGAUUCCAUUUUAGUGAGAUGAGACUUCAGAUAGCAUUUUUAUAUUUUUUAAAUACAUAUACAUACAUCUAUUGUUAAAAUUGCAUUAGCUUUCUGAUAGACUGAUUGUCAAGUGUGUUUACAAGUGCCUGGUUGUCAGUAUAGCUGUUACAAAAAUAUACCAUUUGCACAAAGAUUUAGAUAUAAAAUUGUAAUAGUACUUAAUAGACCUUUUAAUUCCAAUAUUAAUACUGCAGGAUUAAUCAUCAUUCUAACUUGACCAUGAUAUUUAUAACACUUCUAACUGAAAGAAAUUAGUGAUAGAGAUACAUGCUAUAACAAUCAGUCUAUCAGUGAAUUUAAAUUUAGGUAAUAGUAGGGUAAAAUGGCACUAACUUGAUGCCUAUAUAGAUGAGCAGCACUUGCUUGUGCAAUAUUUAGAAUAUCACUUUGAAAACUAGGCAAGUUUUCAUUGAUUCAUCAGGCAUAAUGUAACACAAGAGGUUCGGGAAGAUGAUUUGAACAUUCAAGUGCAAACCACAAGUUACUCUCCAUGUUACUUCUUAUUUUUUGCAGUUCAGUGAAAUAUAAAGUUUCUUUUGCCCUUUUUUAUUUUUAUUUUUUUAAGUUCAAUUUGGAACCUCUUCCAAAUUUUUACCUUGAUGAGAUUUACUUCUGCUUGUUGUUUUUUGAAAGACUGCAAGUAACAACAUUAUUACAGUAGUUGUCAGUAAGUAAGGAAGCAUGGGCAAAUUGGGCCACAGUUUGUAUGACAUGAACUUAAUCUUUUUUUACUUUGAAGCCUGCUGUUUCUGAUGAUUUUUUGUUCAAGAUAAUUGUUAAAGUAGUGUUUCAUUACGGGAUGAAAUUUAAAGUAGUGUUUCAUUACAGGAUGAAAUGUUUUUAUUGAAAUGCUCUCUGAAUAUUGGAAUUAAAGAAAACUUGAAACAAAAAUUCGCUUCACAGGGGCACAGCUAUCUAAAGAUCCAGCCAGUUGAAAAUUUUACAGGCUAGCUAUGCCUGAUAAAUGUUUUUGAAUGAGAUUCAGUGUGCUGUUUUCCAAAGAUAAAACAGUUUAAUUCAGCUCUGACAACUCAUAAGAAUUAAAUACCCACUCAUUCUGGACACAAUGACCCAGUUUCCGCUUGGGAACAAAAUAUCCUGUGCUUCCUUGCAUGUUACGAUAACUAUCCUGGUUUGAUAUUACUCUUUAUAUAACUAAGUUAUGUCUAAUUAACUCAUUAUUGUUAGUUUGUUAAAGAGUAACAAGGUGAAAGUGACAUAAUAUCACUUUCAAGAAACACUACAAGUAUCAGCACCAUCUUAUCCUACUUUUACCAUAUCUUUGCAUGAAUGUAAUAUAGAACAUUCUAUGAGACAGAGUUUACCACAAUAUAAGAGUUUAUCCCAUACAACUUAUAUAGCAAAUUGUACAUGAAAUUACACAUAAAGUGAAAUGAAUUUUGUAAUGUAACAUACUUUUAUCUCAGAAGUGGCAUCAUGUUGAGCAUACAGCCAGCCCUUUUGGAUGACCAUUACGUAAUGCAAAUUGUGUGUCUCUCUGUGACUAUGUGAAGCAACUUGAUGUUGAAAACUCUUCAGUGGAUGUACAUGUUGUGUGUCAAGAGCAAAAAGCUACCAAAGUCAUUCAUUUCUGUGGAAUACUGAAAAUGGCAUACAUUUUAUUAGUACUGCUGUUUUUCCAUAAUCAAUAUUUGUUUUCAAAAUCCCAGUUAAAACUACAUUGAUCUAACACUGUAUUAUUCCAGUGGUUAGUGCUUAGUUUUUCAGUCAUGCCAUAACUAUGUUUGAAGAUAAAUUACUAUGCUGUUAUAAGUGUUAUACAACAUGUUCAUUAAUUACUUCACAAAAUAAUGGAACUGAUGUAUACACAGUUAAAUCACAAGAAUUACAAAACAAAGAAAUAAAAUUGCUAUAAAAAUCAUAAUAAUAUGUAGCAUGGCAGUUAAGAAAUAAGUAAGCCCCGGGUAGAGAAAUUUGAAUUGCAGUUACAGAUUCAAUAAGAAAAUAAAGAAAGCAGUAAAAAAGAAAUUUUGCUUAAUCCUCUAUUAUUAGAAUAUGAGAGAUGUGCAUGAGGAGUUAUACUGGAUUCGAUUACUUAUUGUGGUUUUACAAUCCGCUUUUGCUUCUGCCUUCUUUUCUACUUCUUAUUGUUCUUUAACAAUAGUGGAAACUCAUGGAUGGAAUAAUACAUAAAAUCAGGAAGAGGCAACCACUCACCUAUAGCAGACUGAUGUAUGACACUUAGACAUAAGAAACAGAAGAUAGAAUUAAUUGGCUUUGAAUCUCUGGCUCCUUUUCUAGAGGAAGUCAUACAUUCAUUCCCACAACAAUAUAAACACCCACUUGCAUGCCAUCAUGGCCGCAGUGACACUGAUUGUUGAUUAUCUCAACUAUUGAUGUUAAUAAUCAGUAGUGGCAUGGCCACAGUAGUGUGUGUCAGUGUCUGUGUGGUUGUGUGCAUGAUUUCGUGUACUUUCUACCAGAGAAAGAGCCUGAGCUCAAAACCUGUUUUGUGUUAUGUUGGUCUACGCACCACAUGUCAAUCUUAUUGUUCUUUAUCAUUUUGCGCUGAUUCCUCUUCUCAUGUAUGUCUUUCUUACUCUUCUACAUCUGAUGACACAUAUUUUUGAGUCUUAGUUUUUUAAAGCACUACUACUACAAUAUUGUAUAUUGGGGGAGGGGGGGGGGGGGGGGGGGAGAGCAGAAAGAAAGAGAGAGAGACAGAUUGAGAGAAGGUAGCAUGCACAUACAGAAAUAGUUUUAACUCUAAAACUGAUGCAAAAAAUUAUGUGCCUGAGUUUACUUCACUGUUCCCAAAUACAGAAAAGACUAUAAAUUGCUAAGUCCUUCUGGAUAAUUAACAAAUAUGUGUACUGUCCAUACAAAUUAAGUUGACACUCGGCACAGUAGCUGACGAGAGUGGCCAUAAAGGCAUUUCCCAUUUAUGGUCACUCCCAUCAGCCAACACUGAUCAACUUAGUUUAUGUGUACAGUACAAUGCUAUCAAAAACCCAGCCACUGUGGUCUCCUGGUGCUGCAGCCUGACUGCCUGUAUUUGUAUGUGGAGUUCUUUGUACGUUUGCUGUCUUAAGAGGGCCUUUGUCUAAAGGCUUUGAUGUUUAUUAUCUUUCCUUUGUGGCUCUCUGAUUCUCAGCAAUAUUUGCUGAAUAGUGAUCAUUCCUCAUGUACACAACAAACUCCGCACAAAGUAGUAAAAUUAUUGCCUUUGUGAGUUUUGUUAUGACUAAAGCUCUACUGAUAUUUUUUACUGAUUCCUUAGUCUGCAAAGACUUACAUUCCAAACAUGUCUGCAUCUGUACUGUUAUUUAAUCAAAUAGAGAUGAGAAAAAAUCUUCUUCUGAGACAGCAGUAGUGACAGACAGAAACAGAUAGUCAUGAGAACUGAUUUUGGAACCAAAGAUCUCUUCAUCUGACCUCAUACAGCAAAAAUACAUGGGCAUUCAAACCAGUGCUUCACUAGACUGGGAUCAAUGGUGAACAGUAGAACACCAAAGACAAGCUAGCAACAGGCAGAAUUUAAAAUCUGUGAAGUUACUAGCAACAGAGAAAAGAGGAAGUUCUGGUUCCAGAAGAAGAAACAUAUAAACUGAAAAUGGGCAACAGUGUGGAAAAAUAUAAUGAUCAAGAAGUCCCCAAAUAAAUAAAAUAUGAAAAAUAAACACAUGAAAGGAUGAAUUUAGAAAAGAAAACUGAACAUUAAUGAAAAAGGGGGAGAAGAGUGUCACUAGGUACUUUUCUUCAUUGAAGUUUUGGAGAUGAAUUUUUACAUCUGAAAUUUCUGGUGCUGGAAAGAACAUUACAAUUUUUAUAAAUAGUAAAGCAGGGAUAAGGUCUCAGCUUUUGUACUGAAGAAUGUGUUCUUCACCAGAGAACUCAGUGUUACUAGUAUAAAUUCUAUGUUUGUCAUUUCAUCCCAGGGUCACUAUAACUGCUUAAUGCUCAACCUUUAGUGUAAGAAUGAAGAGCACUACACUUUUCUUGAGGAUAGUCAGACAUAUAGAGAGAGUCAAUAGUGAUAUAACCCAAUACUCUGUUGCAAAACAUAGUUAGCAACUAAAUAAUCAUGACCUUGACCUCCAUUUCAUCACUUAAGAAAUUAAUUUCUUACAAACCAGCAUUUCUGAAUUUGGUAUAUGGGAACUUUAGUGCAUGUAUCUUUUCCUUAACAUUACAUUUAUGUCAAAAAAUUUUAAUCAUUCAUCCACACAACUCACAUGUUCCUCUCUCACCAGCACCAUCCCUACAUUAUUUUCCUGCCAACCCUCUCGUGACUCUAUCAUUGCCAUAGUUUUUCAUUUACUUUCAAUUUUCUGCUCUUUGUCCAGUAUACUUCAUUUGAUUAACUGUUUCAAGGCCAUACUUUGUUCCUCUGCUUCUUUUUAUUUAUUGCUUUCCGUUUUUACCAUAUCUGUCCAUCUAUUUUAGGUUCACCUUUCCUUUAUCUCUAACUUGUCCAUUGCCCUCACUUCUGCUUCUUAUGUUUCAAGUUUUCAAAUUACAUCUGAUUGUCUAUUUACCUCUUUUCAAUUGUCUUCUGCCUCCAUUUUCUGUAACUUAGACAGUUUUUCAUACUUAUCUGUGUUUGGUCUCAGUUCACAUAUCCAUUUCAUUGUUUCGCAAAAUGAAGGGACACAUUAUUCCAAAAGGUAUUAUUUGUUCUCAGCAUCUGUGUGUGCCUGAUGUUGCUGCUGUUACUGCUUCAAUUCGUGAUGAUAUUUCUACUUAUAUUUCAUUGCAGUUUCUCCUUGGUGAUAGUUUUCCUUAUAGAUAGAAACUACUAUUCAGUUGAUUCUGUUGUAAAGUACUCAUGAAUAAACUUUUUUGGCUUGUCUAAAUUGUUAUAGACUGUUUAAGACUAUUUUUUCAUUUUGAAUCAUAACUUAUUUCUCAACUUGAGAUGUAUGAGUCUGAAGAUCAGCAAGAAACCAUUUUGAACCACUUCCUUGUUAUAAAAAUUAUUUAUCACACGGUAACAACUUGUUCUUAAUAGGUUAAUUAUUUUCUUUAUUUGAAAUUCAGUUUUAUCAUUUUUAAACAUUUAUAUUUGUGUUGUGAGAAGAUAUACCCUAUCCCAACUGUCUGCUUAUGGUUGUCAUACAUACACACUAUAUCACUUGUACUUUCAGAUUUAAACUGCUGAACUAAUUCCAGAUCACUCAGAUUUAAAACCUGCAUAAUGUUAUGUUGGCAUGUUUGGUUUUCUUAUUGAUUUUUUGGGGCAUUAAAUUCCAGUAAUCAUUCCUUCAGUGGUUAAUACUUUCAAACUGUUUUUGCCAACACUUUCAUGCUACAGACUGCUCUGAAAGCUACAGUCAGGAAAUACUGAAAUAUUCAUAAUGAUACACGGUUUAGAUAAAAAUAUUUUAAUGAAACAAUAUGUUAUCGCUACCUGACUAUAAAUUCAAAACCAGCAAAAUUUGAAUGGUCAUUACAGACGAGUCAAAUAGAUAAUAUUUAAAAAAUUGGAACUUUUUGAAAAUAUUAUUGCUGUCAAUGUUCAAAUUUUCCAAAGACUUUCUGUAAACUGUCAUCAUAAUCUUACAUUUUACAUCUUUAGAUCAGGAUCAUGUUUCACAGCUCACGUUUUACAAGCAGGGAAAGUCAGUGGGUUGAAAUGAAUAGCAUUACAAAAGAUAAUUAAAGCAGCUAUAGUGAGUACAUUCUUUUCUGUAUCACUGACAUGUGUGUGAUGAGAGUACAAAACUGAAAUUAAAUUAAGCUACUUGGAAGAAACUCUUUCUUUUUUAAGAGUGAUGGAAUACAGAAUCUCUUACUUCAUGCCUUCAUCAUUAUAAAUAAAAAUAAUUAAUAUAUGGUAAUUAUAUAAUGAAGUCACAGCCACUGGGAUAAUCAGUCUACUUGCAACAACAAAAAUACUUUCCUAAUUCAAACUGAAAAACAGUAAGUGAUGUCACAGAAAAUUCCAAAAGGGCUCUAUGUGCGCUCUGAUGCAAGUAACACAAACUUUUAUAAAUUUCAGAUUGUAAGUUCCUCAUGAUAAUUGUUUCAUAGUAUGUAUAAGUGCAUUGAAUUCAUUGUUGGCAUCUGUGUUCAGAACUUUGCUGGUAUAGGGCACAAAUACUUUUCCACUAAUGCAGAACAUAUGGUAAAAGUGUUAUGUAAAGAUUGUUGAUGAAAAGAUUCAGAAAUAUGCUGUAAUCUGACUUCUCGUAAAGAUAAAAUGUUUUUAUAGAUAUUCAGUCUGUCUUUGUAGAACCUCUUGUUUGUAGGCAUAAAAUAUAUCCCAACAGAAUUUUUUUUGUAAUUCAUAAUUUUUUGACCAUUACUGUGCUGCUAAUUCUUAUGUUUUAAGUAUUGAAUCCUGAUGUGUUAAUUAAAUUUCUCUCAAUCGUUCAACUCUCAUGAGUUCCAGAUCAUUAUUAGACAUUUAAUAUAAAAAGUUAUGCCUACAGCUAUUUUAAGACUCUUAACACAUUAUAAAUUAAAUAUGAUGAAAAAUAAUAAAAAUUGUUACAAUGAUUAGGAUGUAAUGGAAUUUGCGGGUCAAAUUUACCAGUUUCAUAUUGUAAGCUAAUAUUUAGAAAUAUAAAGUAGCCAAUAACAGAUUCGUCUCUUGGCGUGACUACAUAGUUUCACAGUCUCAUGAUUCAGUAGUGUAAUUUAUAACAUGAAAAAGCAACUAUUAUUAUCAUUACAGCAAAGUUUUUUUCCAUUCGCUUAGGGCCAUUAUUCCAUCACAGAAAGCAGCAAGUGUCUGAAUGAAAUAGUUGUUACUAAAUAUGUAUAGCGUUAUGAGCAUCUAGUUUCCUUCAUUUUGUUAGCUGUAAUAAUGCUACAAAAUGACCAAAUAAUUUCACUGCUGGAACACAGCUUGACACUGAAAGCUCGUCUGUUUAUACAGAUGCCUUUUCCACCAUCAAGGAAAUGAUGCUGCACUAGAAUGGGAAUAACUGUGUGCGAUAAUGAAGUGGUGGGAUCAAUAUUUGUGAUGCACCAUACUUUAUUACAUUUUGAAAAUGACAAUGGUAUUUUUAAUUUUUCUUUGGAACACUUACCAGUCAAUACUUUAUACAUGAAUCUGAUGUCAGAUAGUAACAGGACAGUUCCUUCCAAUUAACCAACUUCUAACUAGUUGGAGAAAUUUAAAUUGAAAGUAAAAAAUCUAUUUUUGUCCAUUUAUGUAAAAUGUUUUAUUAAUUUUUCAGUUUUUAGAAAUGCAUCAGUUCAGAGAAAUAUAUCACAGAUGAAAACAGUUCCAAUUUUUUUGAGAUAUUCCUACCUGAAUACUGCUGAAACAACAUAAACUACUAACAUAAAGCUUGAAAAUUUUUACAGCCUAAUAUAUCACUGGAAUUCUCACUUAUUAUUAAUCAUUUGACCAUUUGGUACCCCCUUUUUUAAUUUAUAAAUGCAUUUUUAAACCAAUGACUGCAUCAUGGAAACAAAGUGACUGCAUUGCAAUGUAUUUUCCUCAUUGUUUUAAUCAGAUGGAUUCCUAUUUAUCAGUCACUGUGGUUGAUGCCAGCUAUGUCUUGCAUUCUAAAAUGGUGAAAUUAAGUGAAAUACAUCUCAAUAUAUGCCAUAGUAGUUUACUACUUCUGUAAACAUCAGUGCAUCGCUAUACAUAGCAAAUGCAGCCUUGAGAAAAACAAUGCUUAGAUAGGGUCAUCACUAAGAUCUUGCACUUGGAUGCUCAUAACAUUUGAUUCAUCACUUGCGAGAAGCAUAUAUUACCUUAAUACAAUAAACAAAUACUAUCAAAGUUUUUCUCUCAUCUGUCAGGUUCCAGUCUCUUUAAUAGAUCUUUUUGAUACAGUAUUAUUUGCUAACUUGCUUGCCUUAUUUUUUUUUUUUUUAUGAAUGCUUGGAACACAAACCACAAUUAAUCAUUUGCUUGAACUACUGACCAUUCUUAGAGCAAUAAGUAAUUUGAAGCUGGCCUAAUCUCCCACAAAGGAGUAACUAUUGAAGGAGAGAAAAUUUUUUUGAGAAUGCGGAUCAGAUUAAAAAUGUGUAUUGAAAUUUGUUGUUGCAGAUGACACACUGCAGAAAAAUAAAUCUCUUAACUGCAAAAUGUAUUAGUUUUAUUUAACUCUGGCAAGGAGAUUGCCUGAAGUGUAAAUAUAAGUUACUAGAAAUUGCUGUUAUUUGUUCUUGUGACUGUCAACAUACUCGUUAAGCUGUAAGGAUAUGAGAAUCUAUGAAAACUUCUUCCAUUUUAUUUUGAUUAAAAAGUAAAAAAGCUUUUUAAAAGAUUACACAAAUAUAACAUUAUUUAUUGAAUGUUAAAGGCAUUGAUAGACAUGUGCAGCAUCACUGAGUAACCAAUAAAUGAAAUUGUUCAUUGUUGGGUCCUGGUAUUAUACAUUGUAAUGACUUUUUCUUGACUUUUUAGAGAUUGCCUCAUCUGUGCCUAUAAAUACUGUAGUAUAUGAAUCUAUAGUGUAUUUUCCAUACCUGUGAUUAAUGAUAUCUAUCUGCCAUGCAGAAUUUGUACAUAAUUAUAUAAAUCUAAGCAUUGUUGUAAACAAUUUUCAGAGAGAGUAAGUAAGCUCAGUUUGUAAAUAAUAAGCAUAACUGUAUUUACUUAAUAUAGUUAUAUCAUUCAGAGUUGGUUAACCUAAGUUAAUGGACAUUGUGUAAACAGUGUACUGUAAAUAGCUACUAUUUGCAGCUGCCAUGUUUUAUUGAUAGUGUUUGUCACACAUAAAUUUUAGCUUCUUGUGAUAUGCACAAAGUCAGUCUUAUACUGAACAUUUAUGGACAGUGUGGAAGAUCGGUUUUAAAACUGUGUAAAGGCAAAAUUUAUUUUUACAGUAGAUGUUGUACUUGGAAGAGCAAGUGCUUUAUACAGUAAGAGUUUGUAUUUCCUGAAAUACGUUGAUAAUAAUACAUAUCAGGCACAUAUGUUUUUGUAACGAGAUUCUGUAAUCUCUUGGAAGCCUGUAUUAAAACUUUAUGGCCCCAGAUUUUCAUGAUUUUACUUGUGGGUUCUCUAGAGCUAUUAGUAAUAUAAUUCUUAUGUCUCCAAAAUCAAUAACUGUACAAUGUUAUUUUUUAGCAUCUUGGUAAUACAUUGAAUUUAACUAUCAAUAUUUCACAUAAGAAAUAAAUGCUGCUGUUUUCAAAUCUUCCGUGAUAAAACCAGUAAGUUAAUUGGAUAACCAUUGGCCACAAAUGCAUUUCAGUAUCAUACAUUUGAUUCCACUUAAGCACAGUGUCUGACUCAUAAAGGAAUAACUCGACUGUAGUGUAUAUGGAACAGAUAUGGAAAACACUCUCGUUGAAAAAUGUCUAGCACUAAGAAAAUUGGAAAAAUACAGUACCAUAAAUUCAAGGAUAGUAACAAUAAACAAAAAUCUGUAACAAUAACCACUUACCAACAGAUAACUGAUGCACUGCACAUAGAAACAGACAGCAUAGAACUUUUGUAGCUUUUGAGUUACUGCUUAUUUUCUAGUUUCAGUACACACCCCCUACAAGAGCUCAUUAGCUAGUAAUGUGUCCGUGCUGUAACAUGUUUCUGUGUGCAAUUCAUCAAUUAGCUACUGGUGAGUGGUCACCCAAAAUGUUUUUGUUUAUAAUUUUCAGCUCUUUUUUUUUUUUUUACAUUCAAUAUAUUAUUUAGUGGUUUCACAUAUCAAAUCAGUUGACAAACAUAUAGCAGUUCAGUGAAGACUUCUAAGGAAAAUAUUCAGUCAUUAGUUCAACUAACAAAAACAUAAGUUUAUAACAUGAGCAUUACUUUAACAGAAAAAAAUAUGCAAGUAAUACAGGAUUCAUACAUUCAAAAAGAGACAAUUUCAGUGGUGAUCUCAGUUUGCCUCUUCUUCUAUUAUGUAUUCCACAGAAAAAAUUUAAUAGAAAUUGUUAUUUUUUAAAAUAUUGUUUUUAAGGAUUACAGUGUAUUUCAUUGCAGUAACCUGAAAAACAAUUAACUGUUCCCAAGCCAACAUGUAUAACAGUUAAGAAAGGGCUGAUAAGUAGUUGAAUAUUAAAAGAAAUUGUAGAAACUGUAACUAACAAAAGAAAUGGAAGAAAUGGUGUGAAUACAAUAAAACUGUAUACACCAUAGAAAUCAUUACAAUUGUGGAGAACAACAAUUAUAGCAAACCUCAAAAGACUACAUUUAUGUAUUCGAGAAUUGAACAAGAGAAUGAAAUCUAUAUGAGUGAAACAAAAUUGCAGAACAAAAACAUUGAGAAUCUAGAACACUACACUGAAUGAUAAAAGAAUAUCUGUACUUUCCAAUCAGUAUUUUCAGUUUGGGUAAUUCAACUUUCUGCUGUUUCCUCCAAAAGAGUGCCCCUUCAUGACCAUUCUCGUACUAAUAUUUGCUCUCCAUACAUUCUUUUCACCAUGUGUUUCUUGGUUAUAAGAUGAUUAAUCAUUUUUACUUCACUCUAGCUUAUCCUUGCAAGGCCCUUCUUUUAUGCUGACAUACAUGUCCCUUGACAAUUAAUUAAUAGGUGAUACAAAGAUGGAGUAAUUUCAUGAGAGUUAGCGUUUUCAUUUAUAUGCCAUUGACUCAAAAAUAGCAUACAGUAAUAAGUUGCAAUUAUCAUAGACAGUAAAUAGUCCAAAAAGAUUUUAAGAUCUGGGAGAGAGAUUACUAAACAUUACAUACCAGUUAUAGUAAAAAUACUGGACGGCUGUAAUUUUGUAAAUAUGGGCAUUACAGUGGGAUCUACAAGGUCCACUAAAAGCUGUAGAGAGCAGUAUGCAUUUUGAGUCAUAUUGCUAUGACUGAAGUUCAUAUAUAUCUAGUUGUAGAAGAGUUUGUUGUUUGAGAUUUAUAGGUGAAACAACACUGCAAUUCUACAACACUACCAACAGAUUUUUGUAGAACUAAGACACAUAAAAUAGCCACAACUGAAUCUAUUUAUUAAAGCAGAUGAAUUGAAUUCUGUAUAGCACAACGAAAUUAACUAUAGAAUAUUCCAUAUGGUGUACUGGCUUGUCAUCGGAAGUAUUUCAAUGUUUUGUAAAGGAAAUGUGUAAACUAUUAUCAUGCAUAAGAUUUAAUUUCCAAUAAAAUCAGCCAGAUUCCAGGGGGUAUAAAUAUAAUAAGGAGUAUAAUAAAAUGUAAGUCUUGCAUACAUUAAACUGCAGCUGUACAGAGCUGUCAGUAACAAAGAAAUAUCUACAGAUAUGUAAAAGCAGUUUAAAAAAGAAAAAUCUUAUCAAAGAAAUGGUUAGAUCUCUUUGCAUAUUUCUAUAAAGGGAAAUACAAAUGUUAAUUUAAAGAGGAAUAAAUCUUUACAAAGGAAUUUGUAAAUUUCAUAGAUUGUUGUUGUUGGUAUGCUGGUAGAACUGAAGAAAAAGUAUGCCAAGUUGACUACAAGUAAUAGAGGACAAACCUUUGAGUGUCAACCAAUUGUGCUGAAUGAAACAUCAAAUUGUCAGUGAAACAGCAAUUGCACAAAGAACAAAAACAGACACCACCAGGGAAUACAUCAAGAAGUGGGCAUGAAAGUCUGAAUGAAUACAAAGUGUAAUACAUAAAAAGAGCAAUGACAAAAAUAUUAAAUGAAUUUGCCAUUAUAAAAGUUGCCAUUAGAUACCCAAUAUUACUUGCAAUGCCUGAGCUUCUUGUAGCAAAUAUUAAAUGCUUUAGAACAUGUGAAGUAGUACUAAAAUUAGCAUGUGCAAAGAAAGUUCGUAUGCUCAUGAACGAACCUAUUGAAGCAAAUGGAUAAAAUAUACUCAGAAGUUGGUAAACAUGUUUUGGUCUUUGAGGCAGAUUAUUCAGGUACUUUAAAAUGGAGAAGAGUAGUAAUUACAGCAACAAUAAUUGGAAUGUGUUAUAAAGACAGAUGGAUCUGGAUAUCUCAAUUCUUUGAUUAGGUUAUGUGAAUAGCAUGUUGAAGUCUGGGAAUAGGCUAAUGCUGGCAAUUAGCAGGUUGUCUUUCAUUGUAAGGAAAAAUAAAUCCAAGUAUCAGAAUGGACUAAAAAAAUCUCAUUAAAUGGGUUUUGCUAGGAUAAUAUAUUAUGUAGAUGGAUGGUUGACUUUAGAAAGUUUGAAUUUUGUUUCGAACCAUGGAAAGGAGUGGAGUACCAUGUCAAUACUUUGCAAGAUGGUAGUAGUGUAAAACAAGUAAUGAUUUCCUCCUUUUGGCCAUCAAGAAAAUUACUGAGACAAAGAGUGUGUUCCAUUAUCUGUAGCUACAGGCAAAUGAAAGGAAAUGAAAAUCAUGAAGUACAACAGAGAUGAAUACACUCCAUCAUGUGAAGGAUGCAUGACAUUUUAUGCAGAAUGCCUGACUUAAUGUUGUACAUUAAGGAGUUAUAUCCAAAUUGGCCAAGAAAAGAGUCUAAGCUCAGUCAUUUUAAGGACAGGAAAAUUAAAUUAGUGUUUAAUCCCUAAGUCUGCUUAUGAAUCACCCCAGUAACAAUGACGCUUUUGCUACUAAUAGCUAUAUAAUUUAUGCCCACCUGGAGUCACAAUAACUACUCAUAAUACUAAACAGACUGUGGUUUGAGAUAAACAGAUGAUACUAGUGCAUCAUUUUCAGACAUCACUGAAAUUUUAAUCUUUCCAACAAUACAUUUGCUAGAAACAACCAAAUUUCUGCCUCCCUCUUCUAUUACAAAUGAAUUCCUGGUAUAAUUUUCACAUACACAGAAGACAGUGUAGUACUUGUUCAUUAGUUACAUAAUCAUGACAACAUGCUGUUAGUAUGUCCUCUAAACUACCUAAAAAUCCAAAAUUUAGCUUCAUGAUCUCACUUCAAUACAGUUUUUGCUCUACAUAAUAUGUGAAAGCUAACAUAUGAAUUAUUAAAUUGAGGAAAAUAGGAUUGUGGAAAAUCAAGAAACUGAGAGACUGUUUGUAGGUGCAAACAUUUUAUUUAAUCCUUAGUGCAUCCUAAUCUGAAAAGAAUCAGAAAUUAAGCAAUUAUAACUCAGAUCAUUACUUUUAGAACUACGACAGGGUUGUUUUUCUCUCCUUCUUUUUAACAUGUAAUCUUGCUUAAAAAUUACUUUUAGUUGCCAAGAUAAUUAAAAACCUACAAACAUUCUUAAUCCGUCACAGAGUAACAUGUAUGACAUCUGAAGAUGUUUCUUUACUCAAAUAUUGAGAUUACAUGUAAGAGGGGCCAUAAAAUUUAUAAUAAAUCUUCAGUAUUAAUAAUCAUUGCAAAUGCUGAACAUUUAUCUUCAAGUUACUUGUAAUGUUGUGCUGUUUACUCCUGUCUCUACUAUACGCUUACUAGGACAGUAUAUAUUAUAUAUUACUAUUAUCAAUUUAAAAAAGACCUUUCCUACCAUUGAUCAUAUCACCAUAGAUGCCUAUAAAUCUCACCAACAUAUUUUUACUUUAAUGAUUUGAAGACAGCUAUUCCAUUUCCAUUUUUAAAUACUGUGUAUAUGUAAGUAUGUUUACUAUGAUACAAACUGUAUUGGAUAUGAGUCUUGGAAAUAAUUACUUUUGUAGAGAAAAUAAGUGAACUCUAUCAUUCUGUACCUUUUUCUCUGAAAUAUGAAUGUGGAUGAAUGAUGUUGAAACAUAUUUUGGGAAAAGUAAAUGGAGACAUGACUCGUUUUAAUUUCUAAUGUGUUACUAUAUAGCAAAAAUAAAGUAUUUUGACUUACUACAA